Diceros bicornis minor is the source of this 3643-nucleotide messenger RNA. It is a transcript of the gene SFSWAP, whose product is annotated as splicing factor SWAP. The record is from RefSeq and is a predicted model, not a curated record. NCBI's taxonomy places the organism in Eukaryota, Metazoa, Chordata, Mammalia, Perissodactyla, Rhinocerotidae. The transcript is spliced from 19 exons. Gene Ontology annotation, molecular function: RNA binding. Gene Ontology annotation, biological process: RNA processing; mRNA 5'-splice site recognition. Bases 690 to 3317 code for a protein of 875 amino acids.
UUUUUUUUUUUUUUUUUUUUUGGUAUCUUUCGUUCCUCGUUACAAAAGUCAGCAUUAAAAGAUUAGGCAGACUUUUGUUUGUCUCUCUACAUUUGUUUUUGCAACUCUGAAUCUGAGUGUUGUAAGUAAAAUUUGCUAACUCACUCAUUUAUUAUCUGACGGUUGCACAUUGACAGCAUCUUCGUUGAAUCUUUGAUGUUAAAAGCAUAGCAGAAAGUGCUCUUUUUAUUCUUAAUCUGGCUAAAGUACCUAUUGAUCCAUGCAAGUAGACAUGGAUGUGUCUUCAUGUGUAUUGUUUCCUGGGGGUAGAAAGUUCAGAAGAAAAUAUUUAUACUGCGUCUUCUAAUAGUUUUGCUCUGUUUCCAGUGAACCUCCUUAAACUGCAUGUAUAUGUCACUGUUCCUAUGUAUGUGUGUCUCUCUAUCACAUAACCCAGCACUUAUUUCCUCAGCCAAGUGGCUAGGGGGCGAGCCUAGCCAAGAUUUUACCUCCAAUGGACGCAAGUUUCUUUGGUGAAGAUCUCUCCUGAGAGUUCGGGACUAGCAGAAAGAAGCGAGGAAAUUUCGACCGUUUGGUUCUUACGGAUAGAUAUGAUGGGCGCGGUCACCUGCAUGACCUUUCUGAGUACGAUGCUGAGUAUUCCACAUGGAACAGAGAUUACCAGCUCUCUGAAGAGGAGGCACGAAUAGAUGCCCUGUGUGAUGAAGAGAGAGGAAGAAUACAAGCGAUUGAGUGAAGCACUAGCAGAAGACGGAAGCUAUAAUGCAGUGGGAUUCACUUAUGGUAGUGAUUAUUAUGACCCGUCAGAACCAACCGAGGAAGAGGAGCCUUCUAAACAGAGAGAAAAAAAUGAGGCUGAAAAUUUAGAGGAAAAUGAGGAACCUUUCAUUGCCCCUUUAGGACUGAAUGUACCGCCUGACGUGGAGCUGCCACCAACAGCCAAAAUGCAUGCUAUCAUUGAGCGCACAGCCAAUUUCGUGUGCAAACAGGGAGCACAGUUUGAAAUCAUGCUGAAAGCUAAGCAGGCCCGAAACUCUCAGUUUGACUUUCUACGCUUUGAUCACUACCUCAACCCCUACUACAAAUUCAUCCAGAAAGCUAUGAAAGAAGGACGAUACACGGUACUGGCAGAAAACAAAAACGAGGAGAAAAAGAAGUCAGGGGUCAGCUCUGACAAUGAAGAUGACGAUGAUGAGGAAGACGGGAGUUACCUGCACCCGUCUCUCUUUGCUUCCAAGAAGUGUAACCGCCUGGAGGAGCUGAUGAAGCCUUUGAAGGUGGUGGACCCGGAUCACCCCCUUGCGGCGCUGGUCCGUAAAGCCCAGGCUGACAGUCCCGCCCCCACCCCACCCACAGCAGAUGGCACAGCUGUGCAGCCCUCCCAGGUGGAAUACACCACUGACUCGACGGUGGCCGCCAUGUACUACAGCUACUACAUGCUGCCCGACGGCACCUACUGCCUGGCGCCUCCCCCGCCAGGUGUGGACGUGGCCACUUACUACAGCACCCUGCCUGCCGGAGUGGCCGUGUCCAGCUCCGCUGGAGUGACGGCCACCGCCCCGCCACCGCCCGGAACCACACCACCACCACCCCCAACCACAGCAGAGACGAGUGGUGGGGUGACCUCCACCACCAUCACCACAAGUGCACUUGCUCCCGUGGCUGCCAUCAUCCCCCCGCCCCCUGACAUUCAGCCUGUGAUUGACAAGCUGGCAGAAUACGUGGCUAGGAACGGCCUUAAAUUUGAGACCAGCGUUCGUGCCAAGAAUGAUCAGAGGUUUGAGUUUCUGCAGCCGUGGCACCAGUACAAUGCCUACUAUGAGUUUAAGAAGCAGCUCUUCCUCCAGAAAGAAGGGGGUGAAAACACGCAGGCUGUGUCUGCACCAGAAGAGGCUCCUGCAGAAUCUGCUCCUGAAAAAGUGAGUGACGUUGGGGAGGAUAGUGUGUCUGAAGACACAGCCGACGUGGGAGGAAGAGGCAGCGCAGGGGGGAAGAAGGAGGCAUCGUCCAGUAAAACUGUUACCGACGGGAAGCUAGUGAAAGCUUCGUUUGCUCCAAUAAGCUUUGCAAUCAAGGCCAAAGAAAAUGAUCUACUUCCCCUGGAAAAAAAUCGUGUUAAGCUAGAUGAUGACAGUGAUGAUGAUGAAGAAAGCAAAGAAGGCCAAGAAAGUUGUAGCAGUGCUGCAAACACUAACCCGGCGGCGGCCCCACCCUGUGUAGUUGUGGAGGAGAAGCGGCCUCAGCUUACCCAGGAGGAGCUAGAAGCAAAGCAAGCAAAGCAAAAGCUGGAGGACCGGCUGGCAGCCGCCGCCAGGGAGAAGCUGGCCCAGGCAUCCAAGGAGUCAAAGGAGAAGCAGCUCCAAGCAGAGCGAAAGAGGAAAGCGGCUUUAUUUCUACAAACCUUAAAAAAUCCUCUGCCAGAAGCCGAAGUUGGAAAAGUUGAGGAGAAUCCCUUCAACGUAGAGGAAGCCAGCACUGUGCCCUGUCCUCUAUUGCCUGGAGGCAGACCUCUGCCAACUUUAGACAUUAAACCCCCAGAAGGGCCCUCAAGCAAAAGCAAAGACCCACCGAGAGAAGAAGAGAAAGAGAAGAAGAAGAAAAAGCACAAAAAACGGUCUCGAACAAGAUCACGCUCUCCCAAGUACCAUUCGUCAUCCAAGUCCAGGUCUAGAUCCCACUCAAAAGCAAAGCAUUGUCUGCCCAGUGCCUAUCGGACAGCGAGGCGCUCGAGACCCACAGCCUCCCCAGAGACACUGAGCACGGAGCCCUGUCAGAGCAGCUCGUCAGUGGCAGCAGCAACAGAGCAAGACAAUUAUCAGGCAGCUUCGACCACGAGCAGAUUUGACUCCUGGAGCUCUUUUGAGGGAAAACCUGGUAAAAUGUCAAGGUCACGAUCCCGGUCCCCUCGGAGAAGAGCUCACUCUCCCGAGAGACGGAGGGAAGAAAGAAGUGUCCCCACUGCCUACCGGAUGAGUAACAGUCCUGGAGUCAGCAGGAAGCGGACCCGGUCCAGAAGCCCCCAUGAGAAGAAGAAGAAGAGGCGCUCGCGGUCGCGGACCAAGUCCAAGGCAGGGGCUCAGUCAGCAUCCCCGAGCAGGCAGGCCACACGCCGGCACUCGGCCCACUCGGCCAGCAUCUCUCCCGUGGAGAGUCGGGGCUCCAGCCAGGAGCGCUCCAGGGGGGUUUCUCAGGAAAAAGACGGUCAGAUCUCUUCAGCGAUUGUAUCUUCUGUGCAGAGCAAAAUAACUCAGGACCUCAUGGCCAAGGUAAGAGCGAUGCUCGCAGCUUCCAAAAACAUGCAGACCAGUGCCUCCUGAGACCGGGCGGCUGCAUGGGCCAGCCCAGCCACUGAGUGUGGGCCACUGUGGGCGUCGGUCGGGGCUCCAUGUGUCUGAGGUUCCAGAAGCUGGAAGAACCGCAAAGCUUCCUUCUGCACAGACCCGUCACAGAACACCGUCCAGAUUCUCCCCCCGGGGACUCCCUUGGACAAUUGGUGGUUUUUGUAAAUUAAUUUUUGAUGACAUUCUCAGUUUAAGAUUUUUGACCAGCAGUCUCUUACCUGUAUAUUUGUAAAUAAUAUCAUGUUUCUGUGAAAAUGUAUUAUCAAAUAAAAUGAGAGGAAAACACCUUUUCUAGCUAGCAA